This is a messenger RNA of Tetranychus urticae (two-spotted spider mite), 1967 nucleotides long. Its product is annotated as cathepsin L-like peptidase. The record is from RefSeq and is a predicted model, not a curated record. Gene Ontology annotation, biological process: proteolysis. Gene Ontology annotation, molecular function: cysteine-type peptidase activity. NCBI's taxonomy places the organism in Eukaryota, Metazoa, Arthropoda, Arachnida, Trombidiformes, Tetranychidae.
AAUUACCAACAUAAUUAUCAACACAUCAAUAUUUAAACAAAAGAUGUUUUAAAUCAAGAUAAUGUUAAGAGAAACUGUACAAGGGAGUAAAGACAAAGGAAAGAGACAACUUUAAGAGCUGUGUUGUCUUAUUUAAGAAAUCUCAUUCUUCUGCUUUUUUCUCAUUGGACAACAUUAACCAGCCAUGUCUUUCUUUAACCUGGUGAUUCACUGUUUUCUUCUAGUUUGCCUUCCAUUUUUUGUUUCAUCUUCAACCAACAAUCAACGAUCUAUUACCUUUGAUGACAAUUAUUAUGUAGAAGGUGUUAUUAUUCUUCCUUAUGCUGAAAUCCAUGAAACUUUUACAGCCUACUAUGAUGGUGCAGCUAACCGAAGUCGAAUCGACUAUUAUGGUGAUUUGGUUUUAACCCUGCAAAGAGGUGACAUCAAUUUGGAUGACGAUGAUGUUCAAGGAGUAAGCUACAAAAUUGCCUACAAUGUGGAUGCUGCUGGUAAUCCUGGACGAGUUUGUUUCCAAGUUAAUGGUUCAUCAAUUGAUCCAAUUGCACCACAAUCUGCUUUCCCAGAUCUAACUCCAUUUGUUUAUCAAGGAAACGAAGCCUGCCCUCAGUAUGGAUCUGAACUUAAAGGAAGUGAUAUUUGUGAAAAAUACACCAACAUUGUGAUUAAUGGAGAAAAAAAGAGCAAAUAUACUUUCUGGAUGAAAAGAAAUCAAGCCGAUGGAUCGCCAAUUCCAGUUCAUUAUGAUAUGGAAGGUUAUAACUCUCUUUUUGGUUCACAUUAUGACAAAUAUCAAGUAUCUUACCAAAACUAUCGACCUAGAUCUGUAUCAGCUGAAGUAUUUGAGGUAACUCUUAAUAUGACCUGUGGAAGUUUCCCUGGACCUGGUGCUGGUAAAGUGCGUCAUUUACACAACCCAAUGUCUGAAUUUGUCAAUGAUGAAGCUACUCGGGAAGCUCAAGUAAGCAGAGCUUUCAAUCUAUUCAAAUCAGCUCACAACAAAAACUAUGAAAAUAAUUUGACUGAAGAGAAACGCCGAAAUCAAUUCCGACACAAUCAUCGUUUCAUUGAAAGCCACAAUCGUCGUAACAUUCAUUACAAGUUAAAGGUUAAUCAUCUAGCUGAUUUUGAGGAUUCUGAAUUGAGAUACAUGAGAGGAAGACUUCGAUCCAAGGGAUAUAAUGGAGGAAGUCCAUUUGCUCUUCCAGAAAGCAAGCAACGUCCUCCAGUUCUCGAUUGGCGAAUCGCUGGUGCUGUAACUCCAGUUAAAGAUCAAGCUGUUUGUGGAUCUUGUUGGUCUUUUGGAACCAUUGGUACCAUUGAAGGUGUUCAUUUUGUCAAAACUGGUCAUUUGGUUCGUUUGUCGGAGCAACAAUUAGUUGAUUGUAGCUGGGAUCAAGGAGACAAUGGUUGUGAUGGAGGAGAAGACUUCAGAGCUUAUGCUUACAUUAAAAGAGCUGGAGGAAUCUCUCUUGACGAAGAUUAUGGUGCAUAUUUAGGUCAAGAUGGAAAAUGCCAUGACUCAAAAGUACCAAAAGUCGUUAAGCUCACCGGAUUCGUCAAUGUUACUUCUGGUAGUGCUGAAGCUCUUGAACUGGCUCUAUUUGAGCAUGGACCUGUUACUGUUGCAAUUGACGCCUCACAAAAGACUUUCUCCUUCUAUUCUCAUGGUGUUUAUUAUGAUGAAAACUGUGGAAAUACUUCAGAUGAUUUAGAUCACCAAGUUCUUGCCGUCGGUUACGGAACACUCUAUGGUCAACGUUAUUGGCUAAUCAAGAACUCAUGGUCAACUUAUUGGGGUAAUGAUGGUUACAUCUUGAUGGCCCAGAAAAAUAACAACUGUGGAGUGACAACCAGCCCAACCUACCCACUUCUUGCCUAAAUUUAUUUAACAAAAAAUGGCAAUUUACAUUGAUUGCAAACAUUAGCUUAAAAAAAUAAAAUGACAAUUUUCAUUUAAGUUUAAA